GAGAAUAGAACAACUCAAAGCAGAGCUCAGAUGUAUUUUACUCUGUUACUACUUUUUGGUUUUCCAAAUAUCAACGGACAUGGUUGGUGGAAGAGCCCAGAAAAUGGACCAUUAUGUUUAAAUGGUACAUGUGGAGAAUUCGAUACCACAUGUGAAUGUUCUUUUACCAUAGAACAUGGUUUAACAAUGAUGACUUCUCACCCUGACCCAUUUUUAGUUUGGCCAAAAGGAGGAAAUCUUUAUAAAUAUGAUGAUAAAACAGCAGAACACCCACUGCCAGAGGAGGUAACGAAAGAUGUUAUAACGGCUGACGGAUAUGGAUCGCGUCUCGUUAUUCUUAUCAACAGAAAAUUUCCCGGUCCCCUUAUAGAAGCGUAUGAAAAUCAAACGAUGAUUAUACAUGUUCGCAACCUGAUGCACACAGACUCGACAACUGUCCAUUGGCAUGGUCAACAUCAACGAGGAACUGUCCAUUACGACGGCGUGGGAUUUGUUACGCAAUGCCCAAUACCACCAGGACAAACAUUUACGUACAAGUUUCAGACAUACCCUCACGGUUCUUUCUUUUACCACGCCCAUAUUGGGGAUCAGAGAAGCAUGGGAUUGUAUGGGGGAUUAGUUAUUUACCCACGACAAAAGCUGUCCCAGCCACAGGAAGGUUUUUCGCUUCUUUUACAGGAUUGGAAUCACAGUGACGAUCCUGAAGCAAUUUACCAAAGGAUGUUAAAGGGGGUUUAUGAUCUUUCAACACUUACCAAAAUAAACACUACACAAGCAGUUGAUGGCGCAAACUUUAGUCGAUUUCAUUUCCAUUCGGGGAUUUUUAAUGGCAAAGGUCGCUUUUAUUCAACAUUGAAUUCAAAUAAUGAAGCUCCUCUAGAAGAAUUUGAAGUUGAAUCUAAUAAGCUCUAUCGUUUUCGAGUAAUAAGUGCAGCAACAUUGUACCCUUUUCGUGUGUUUGUUGAAGGGCAUCCAGAACUGAUUCUGAAAGCGUCCGAUGGAUAUGAAAUCCAAGGAGGUUAUGGUAAUGAAUCAAAAGAAAUAGUGGUUGAGUCAUUCAUAAUUCACCCUGGGGAACGAUAUGAUUUCAUAUUGAAAACUAAUCAAAGUCCAGGAACCUACUUGUUGGUUGCAGAAAGCAUUGAGGUAAUUCCAGCUUCUUUAAAUAAAUAUCGAGCAGCUGAGGCUAUCAUCCAUUAUAAAAAUUCAUCUUUCACAUACCCGACAAAAGCUUUGCCUAACCCUUGCUCAAAGGAAAAACCAUGUACAAUAUUCAACUGUCCGUUCCGUUACUAUCCUGCUGAAUCAAACAGAGAAUGUAUCACGUAUGACAGCGUUUUUGGAAAUGAAACAACUUCGAAUUUCGAAGACGUUACUGAAGUGUACGAAACUCUCUUUUUCAAUUUUGCCUUUCCUGGAGAACCAGGAAAUACCCCUGGGUCAAUAAAUGGACAUCAGUUUGAAGUACCAGAAUAUCCUAUUAUUUCUGGUGUUAGUUAUAGCUCUGUCUGUAACCCAUCAAAGUGUACAGAUGAUUCUAUCUGCACUUGUACAUAUACUACAGAUCUCGUCAAAGAGAAAGUUUAUCAGUUUGUGCUAACUAAUAUUGGAAAUGGUCGUGGAUGGUCACAUCCAGUGCAUCUUCAUGGACACUAUUUUUACGUAUUGAAAAUGGGCUUUGGUACUUACGAUAAUGUCACAGGAAAAUUCAUUUCAGAAACAGAUGACAUUGAAUGUUUUGGUACAAAGGGUUAUUGCAAUUCAGCCUCGUGGAAAAAUGAUUCCUGGAAUCUUAAUGCUUCAUCUAUCACGGGUCUCCUAACAACAUUUCCAGCAAAGAAGGACACAAUUAUUGUACCGACUGGUGGAUAUGUAGUGAUUCGAAUGAAAGCCGAUAACCCCGGGGCAUGGUUCUUUCACUGUCAUAUUGAUCUUCACAAUACUAAUGGGAUGGCUAUGGUUUUAUUGGAAGCUAAAGAUGGCUAUCCAGAGAAACCUGACAAUUUCCAAUCCUGUUGGCACGUUGGCAUCAAAACAAACACAGAUGAAAAUUGGAAGCAUGAUACAAAUGGCCUCAUUGCAGCCCUUGUAGUUUCUUUGAUAAUGUUAGUUGUUUUUAUAAUUCUCUUUAUACGUGCAAAAUGCUCAAAAAAUUCUCAGGGCUAUAAAAUAUUUUAGCGAUUAACUUGAGUAUUGUCAAAAAUAAUAUCAUAUAAGUUGUUGUUAUCGUUAAUCUAUUGAUGUCAAAAAAGAAAUAUAAUUGUCAUAGCAACAUCAAUCCCCUACUGACAAGAGAACCCCCCCCCCCAAAUAAUAAAUAAUAAAAACCUGGAAAUGUUGUGAUUCAAAAAAAUCAUUGAUGUGGAAUGAAAUUCAAAACUUUAUUUUUAAAGUAAUACAUGCUAUAUGAACGCCAAAUUUUGUGUGAAACAAAAUGAUUAAUGAUUUGAAACACUUGAAGUGUAAUGAAAAAAUAAUACUUUCCACAACAGUUAUCAAUAAAAGGUUUAAAAUAUGUGUCAUAACAAAGCAGAUGGUUAAUACUGAUUUCAUAUAAAGAUAAGUAUCAUUAAGAGUAAGACACUUGCCAUCCACGUCAAAUGUGAGUAGUAUCUCGGCCUACUUUUUUUCUUCACGCCAUGUUUUUUUAAUCAAUCACGUGAUGGAUUUCUUUAAAAAUAGCCAUUUCUCUCCUAGCAGGGUUAUAAAUAAUUAUAAUUUGUUACAUUUAUAAUGCGUUUGAUUUUAAUGGUGUAAUUUACAGUAUUUUCGUAACUUUUAUUGAUAAUCAAAAUAUAUAAAUUUCCAGUCUUAUUUAAACUGGUGCAAGUUAUAGCGUGUAUGCUUUUAACCUAUUAAGGUUAAUCGCAAACCAAAAAAUAUUUCAAUAUGUGCAAGGUUUAAAAAAAGUGAGGAAACCUAAGUGGCACAAAAGGAAAGACGGACAGAGGGACAGCUACAUAUUCAGAGAAAACUAAAUAUUAUACUAGUAGUCUUCUUCGGUUUCACCGGUAAGGGUACUAACUAUAAAACCAUAUUACCUACCAAAAAACUCCGUAAUUGUAUAUUUUGAAGUCAUAAUAAGAUGACAUUGAGGACUGAAAGACUGUUAAUAACUAAUGUACCGUAUAUUUAUCUUCCCUGUUUUGCUUUCGCUGCAUGAGAGUAAGACAUCGGAUGUUGUGAAGAAUGACGUCACAAUGCCGCUGCACGCGCACUUACCCCCAUCAUUGAAUACGGCUUCAAAUCCAGUGAAAAUGUUGUGUUACGGACUUUUUUGUUUGCAUAGGUUUUAUUAAGGAAUGACUCUUAAACUUGGCCAAAAUUUUUCGAUAUAACCUGGUUUGGGUCAGUUUACGCUUUAUAAUCCGCGAAAAAAGCGUAAACUGACCUAAAUCAUGAUAUACUCGAAUAAUUAGGCCAAGAAUUAGAGUCAUUCCUUAUAAUUUAAUUUUGAAAUAAUUAAACAACUGUGGAUGUAAAAUUGUGUUGCUUUUCAUGAGUUUGUAUUUGCCGCUCAAUAAUACAACCCCUAGUCACGGAAGUGAUGGGAAGCAAGGGGAGGUACUGAUAUAUUGACCUAGCAGCCAUUAUGUUUGUUUACAUGGGGUAAGAUCGAGCUACUGUUUUUAAGGGUACAUUUUUAAAUCUGAUAUUUUUUUUAUGAAUUCCGAGGACUAGGAAUGAGGGGAAUGUAUGGAUACAUAUGAUUCAGCUGGUUGUCAAGGGGAUGUGUCCCCAUAUUAAACCAGAUUAUCACAGAAUAAUUUGCGUUCCUUUUCGGAGAUCAACCAAUGAGGGGCUAGAAUACAUACAAAAUUAAAUUAUUAGGGACUAUUUGUAGUUUCGAAUUUUACUUAUAUGAAAUGUUUAUAUCACGAUUUUAAUAUUGCUUUUUUGUCAACAUCUAAUGUAAUGGAUUUUCGUUCUCCUCUGAAAACCAACCAUUAUAUGCCCUCUGAACAAUUUUGUAACUACAUUUGUGUACCGAUAAUUGUCAGUGUAUGCAUGAAUUUGUGUCUGUGAGUAGAAAUACAUUUCAAAAUACAUUUUAUACAGAAUUAAAGAGAUUUAUGUGUACAUGUAUGUAUCUGCUAUGUAUAUAUGCAAUGUUAAUAAAAAUAUUCUAAUUUUU
Saccostrea cuccullata (small rock oyster) is the source of this 4135-nucleotide messenger RNA. RefSeq lists its product as uncharacterized. Lineage: Eukaryota; Metazoa; Mollusca; Bivalvia; Ostreida; Ostreidae. The record is from RefSeq and is a predicted model, not a curated record. The transcript is spliced from 3 exons. Gene Ontology annotation, molecular function: oxidoreductase activity; copper ion binding. The coding region runs from base 31 to 2178 and encodes 715 amino acids.